This is a messenger RNA of Daphnia pulicaria, 2732 nucleotides long. RefSeq names its product cysteine and histidine-rich protein 1-like. The transcript is spliced from 8 exons. Lineage: Eukaryota; Metazoa; Arthropoda; Branchiopoda; Diplostraca; Daphniidae. Bases 71 to 1000 code for a protein of 309 amino acids. The record is from RefSeq and is a predicted model, not a curated record. Gene Ontology annotation, cellular component: nucleus.
AUAUACCGCGGCCCAGAAUCCCUUCGGAAAACUAAACAACGGUUCACAACAAAAGAACACAAAUAGGGCGAUGGCCGACGUAAAUUUAGCUAGCUCAAGUGAUGUCGUCAUCGAAUCAAGAGAUUCUAUCGAAACAGGAAACGAAGCUUUCGAACCAGCUUCAAAAAAGCAGCGUAAAGAAGAAAAUAACGUUGAGAAAACUAAAAACGCAGAUGAAAGAUUAGAAACUCGACUAGGGGGCAUUUUGUGUUGUUCCGUGUGCCUGGAUCUGCCUUCGAGCGCAGUAUAUCAAUGCUCUAAUGGACAUUUGUCAUGUGUUGGUUGCUUUAACCAUCUGCUAGCAGAUGCUCGUAUGAGAGAUGAGACUGCAACAUGCCCCAACUGCCGCACAGAAAUCAGUAAAACUUUGUCCUCCAGAAAUUUGGCUGUUGAAAAAGCUGUUUCUGAGCUUCCAGCACAAUGCCGCUAUUGUUCAAAUGAAUACUCUAGAAACACUGUUGAGAAACACGAAAAGGAACUGUGUGAGGAAAGGACAACUAUGUGCAAAUUUAGUCGGAUUGGUUGUCAGUGGCGUGGUCCAUUCCACGAAGUCGUGGUUCAUGAAUCUGUCUGUGUUCACCCACACAGAAGUGGUGGUGAGCUAAUGGAAUAUCUUCUCAAUAUGGAUGGAAAUCACCAGGAAGAGAAAAAACUCUAUGGAACUUUGUUUGAUUUGCUAUCAUUCGAAAAAAUUGCAUUCAGUGACGUUCAGUUAAAACCGUAUCGAACUGACGAGUUCAUUCAUAAAUUGUACUAUGAAACCAGCCGGUUUUAUGCCUUCAGCCACCAGUGGGUAAUCAAAGCACGCAUCAACGCAGACCAAAAGGAUCCUACUCAAUCAUCGGAACGUGGAAUAAGUUAUCAGCAGCCAAAUGUUGAAGGAGCAGAGAGACAACACAAGAAGAAAACCUUCACUUUGAAAGGGAAGAAGAAGAAGAGAAAAAAAGAAGGCCAACAAUAACACAGAGUGCAGACACAAAAAAUAACAGAGAGAGAGGAACCCCCGAAUUCCCCCCUCAUCCAUUGUUGAGUUUUGUUAAAUGCAACACGAAGAAGAAGAAGAAGAGAAAAAAAAAUUGUGUUCUAGUCUAGUAAUUCCACGUGGAUGACUCCGUCCGUUCGUGGCCGUGAGCCGACACACACACACACAGCACUCACAUAAGAGGUCAUCUUUCUUGGCCGGUUUUUUUUUCUUUUUCUCCUCUCUGUUAGAUCCUAGGAAGUGAGAGGCUCUUUGCUGUUACCUAGGGCUGGCUUUCUACGAUUAUUCGGUUGGGUGGAUUAUUUUAUUUUCGCGAAUUUUUUUUUUCUCCGUUCAAGCGCGUUAUUGUGUGUGUGAUCGAAUAACUGGACAUCGAUUUGCGAAAUCAGCUUAUAAAAAUUACCAUUCUAAAAAACCUUUACCUAGCUAGUACUAUAAAUAUAUAUGUCGAUAUAAGCUGUUUGCGAAAUCUUCUACCUCUUCUGAAUAAGAAAGCUUUGGUCCAACCGGAAAGGUGGUCUUACACCUAUAUUAUAGGAUGACAUGUCUUCAAAAGAGUCUAAGUCGUCCAGCGUUUGUGCUGCAAUGUGCAUAAAGUCCUUUGGUCCAUUGACGCGCCUUAUGCAUAAGAAAUGAGGUAUACCAUAUAGUAAUGUAUGCAAGUCCACUUCAUUUGUUUCCGUCCCUCUGGUGCUGCAUAUUAUUGUGUGUGCUGUAUUCUCGACUUGUCAUAUGCUAUAAGACACGUUUCCUUUAUUUCUGUCUCCACCCGCUGUAUUACAGCUCGUGUGUUUCAAGUCUUUCCUGUCCUCCGUGUUUUUUGCUCAGUUUUACGUGACGGGCUUCUUCUUCUGUCGGAAUGUUUCAUCGUAAGCUUUCCCUGCUGCAACGGAAGGGGCCGCCAAAUGAAGAAUAUUAGAGAGAACAGAGGAAAGGACGCGGAGGAUCAUAGAAAGCUUUUGAUCCGUUCAGAUUGAUGCGCAUUUCAAAUGGUGCAGGGCUCUCUCUCUCUCCACUCUGCUUGGUCUUUGUGUCUCUCAGACUGUCCGUCUGUCCGUCCGCCCGUCCGUCCGUCGUCCCCCUCUCGGUGGAAAUGCGUCGUCGUUCUUCCACUCAUCUCGUUCCUCCCUUUUCCCUAGACUGAUGCCGCUACUUCAAUUAGUACGUGUGUAUACCCCAACAUUCCUUUUCUUUCCCUUACCAAUUUGUUUCCUUCUUCUCCUUCUAGUUUGGGGUAAUUCGUUUCAAUCGUUUCAUCUCGUUGAAGACUUUUUUUUUCUCUCUCGUCGGUCGAAAGGAAACGAACUGCCCGACAAAGAGUAGAGUGAAGAAAAAAAGUGGAAAUAAUAUGGCUAGUUUCCUCUUGUGCUUCUUGAAAGACGGCCAACUGGACGCGACAGCCCUCUCCCCUCCCCCGUCCCAUUUCGAUGACUUUUUACGAGCAGCCAAAAGAAGAAGAAGAAAAAAAAGCUGCAAAUUACGAGCGAAAUAUGCGCACCAGCGGAAGGAGCGAUUUUAGAAAGGACCGGCCCCCAGCCGGCCAAAAAUAAGUCAAUACAAUAUCGGUUUAUAUGCUUUCAUUUCUGCUGUGACAUCAGCCGCCCUGUGAAGUGGGAGAAAAUAUUUAUCGUAUAAUAUUCGCUUAGUUGUUCAAAAAAGGGAACAAAUGUUGAGCACUAUACACAAGAUUUCCGACAGAUUUCUUCCUGAA